UCUUGGUAACAGAUGUAAACACAUGGCGCCCGUGUUGAACUAAAAACACUGUUUUCUGCUUUUACUGAGGGUCUUUUGUCGAAGUUGAGACCCUGAGUGUGGAAUCUUUUCUGGGAGCACACGGAGAGCGCCGCCUCUGAAGCUCGGCUGUGUGUCUGACUGGAUCAUUCACCGGUGUCACUUCUUGGCAGUCUGUGUUGAACCCCAGCUCAACGUGAUGGCUGAUGAACGUUUACGUACCACACUUGCAUACACGAAAAGCCCCAAGACUUCCAGAAGGACAACUUUCCAGGAUGAGCUUGAAGCUGCUGUUUCUGCACGAGCUAGCAGACAUAAAACAACCGAGAGCUACGCCUACUCUGAUGAUUUUGAUGACGAUGAUGAUGAUAUCCUCAACGAGCUGCUUAAGACGAGGAGAAAGAAGAUGGACGUGUUGAAGGCUGGAAGACCCAGAGCAAAGGUCAACGAUUUCAAACUAUCAGACGAUGAAGAGGAAAACGUCAAACCCAAGAAAGUGUCUUUCAUGAAAACCAGAAGGAGAAGCUCGCCUGUGCAGGAUGAGCUGGUUGACUCAGGUAAAAGUGGAAGAUCAGAUACGGUGGGCAGCUCAGACAGCCAAGGGUCUUUCCCCUCUUACCAAGGAAGGAACACUCCCCAAAGUACACGAGAAUCACUGACUCCAGAGAAAGGUCAUCAGGAUACACCUCUGACCUCUCAGCCUGAGUCACAUGCAGCUUGGAGGAACCAAUCAGAAUCACCUUUCCUGAGGAAGAAUUUCCAAUCAGAAUCAUUUGUUUCAAGGAAGAGCCUAUCAGAAUCUCCCCUGCCCUUGAAUUCAGAGAACAGUCAGUGGGAAUCCCCAUCGCUGUUGCCAUCAGAAGGUUCCCUGUUUGACAGUCCUCUUCCAUUGCCUUCUGAAAAAGAAGAGGACAGCCUAAGAAUGCCUGUAGGAGGAGACAGUGAACAACCUCUUCCUCAGCCCAGAGAAAGAAGUGCCAGACAAACAUCCCUGACUGGUUUGGUUGAAGACAAGCCUCCGAGACCUAGGCCUAGGCAGAGGACAGUUCACAUUGGCGGCAACGGUCAUGAUGAAGAGGAUGGACCAGUAGGAACACCAUCUAGCAGAGCAGCCACCUCCUCUGUGUCCAUACCACUGUCCUUUACUGAUGGGCUCACCACCACAACUGGAUCAUCUGACAGAAUGGGGUCGUUUGGGAGUGACGGCGUCCAGCAUACAGAAGAGCACCAAACAAUGUCAUUCUCAUCGGCACAGAGGGGGUACGAGGACCUUAUUGGCUCACUAGAGGGCACUGGAAGCGUUGAUUUGUCAGUAGUGGAACAGAGCAAGGAGGAAAAACACUCCACAUCCUUUGAAGAAAAUCAACAGGAAGCCUCAGAAGAUGUUUCUCGUGUAACAGCAAGUAGGCAAAGCCAAAGUACCAUCAAAUCACAAGACAAACCUCAGAGUUGUCGACCAGCAAGCUCCAGAAAGUCCAAGAGUGCAUGUUCCUACACUACGGAAUCCAAAUAUCUGGGCACUUUAAAGGUUUUGGACCAGAAGAUGGGUUUACAGGAGACCCAGCCAGAGGCUGCUGAUCCCUUGAGGGCUGCUGUCUACCAGAACUGGCUGAAGAAGAAAGAGGAGAAACUGCAAGCAACCAUGAAGGCAAAAAAGCAAGAAGAAAAACUGAAAGAGGAGAAAAAGGCAGAGGAGGAGAUGAGCAAGAAAGCAGAGGCGAAGGCCUCUUACGAAGCCUGGAAAGAAAAGAAACGUGAAACCAUAAAAGAGAAGAUCAGGGAAAAGCAGGAGGCAGAGAGAAAACAGCAAAAAGAAAAGGAAGAAAAAGAAGAGAGGAAAGAAACGGCAAAAAGAGUUUUCGAGAAAUGGAAACAAGAGCACAGCGAUCACCUACGAGAGCAGCAAAGAAAACAAGCCCAGGCAGAGAGCAGGCUGAAAGAGGAAAAGGAGAAAGAGCAAGAGGAGAGGAAAAAAGACUGCAACUCUUCAUUCACUCAAUGGAGUGAAAGGAAAAAAGAUGCCAUUGAGAAGAAGAUGAAAGCAGAAUGGAAGAAGGAGAAGAUCAAGGAGAUAGAAGAGAAGUACCAGAAAGAGGAACAAGAGAAGACGGCUUUGGAAAUGUAUGAGAAAUGGCUGAAAAGAAAAGAGUUUCAACAGAAAAGAGAGAAACACGAGAAGAAAAUCAAGGCCAUUGUUCAAGAGGAGCCUCCUCCCCCAUGGAGUCCACCCAACAGAACCAUUCCCUUUGGUAAAUAAGCCUUAUCCCGCUGGCAUCUCCACCAUAUCUGUGUAAUGACUGAUGAAUCAGACUGAUACCAAAUCCGACACAAUGACUGAUACCAGGACUUUGCGUGCAAGUCCGCACCAAAUCCAAUUAAGUGACAGAUUUGUUGAAUCAUGCUUGUACAUUUUCGUUUUGUCUGAUGUUUUGCGGAAGAACACUAAUGAAUACGUUAGCAGUGCUUUUUAAAAGUACUUUGCAGAUCUUCACAGACUUUCAAGGGCGCAGCUUUCUGAGUGGCGUUCUUCAUGAAAAUGUAGGUGCUCACUUUAAAAACUUGUAUAUAAGUUAUUCAUGACACGAUUUAUUCAAUCUUGCGCAACUUCAAUCCUUCAAAUUUGAAUCAUUGUCGUCUAAAUGUGUGUCAGUGGUUUAGUUAGCUAGAACGGAACAUGUUCUGUGCUAAGGAAGAGCUGUUAUCAUGCUAGCUUGGCUGACACUAACCAGCUCCUCUCUCCUAGUUGGCAGCACUGUUUAACAUUUACCAACUUUUACGUAGAUCACUUAAUGGCCAAUUUUGCAUCACUAACGGGCAAUUACUUCCAGCCAUACAAGACCAGGGGUCGUAUUACAGAAUCUUCCUGUUCCUGAUAGAUGAAGAUAAGAUUUUCCACAAAUUUGUACUACAGAAGCAAAUCUUAUCUUAACUAAGCAAUUUUGUCUUACCUCCCAGCAUCUCAUCUUAAGUUAGGAAAUCUUAACCUGCAUGAUUGAAGUCGAUAAUCAACUGUCAUGUCUGGUACCUAGCAACUGCUGAUAUACACAUAGCUGAAACCUAAACACAUAGAAUAAUCAGGUCAGGGAGGCUGACAGCUAAUGUUAGUUACCAUCACUGAUGUAAAAGAAAGCUAAAAAAAAACUUAAGCGCCAUAAACUUGAAGUUAAGAAUAUUGUGUCAGCGCUUGCUAAAUUUCCUUCGGGAUCAAUAAAGUAUCUGUCUGUCUGUCUGUCUGUCUGUCCCAAGCUGUUUAUCAGAGCAUCACGGCUCUACAGUUUCCCAAACGCUUUUGCUGGCUGCGCUAGCAUUAUUCCUCCUGAUUAACAGAUUCACGUUCAGCUCUGUCUCAUCAUAUUUCAUCACAAUCACUGUAAAAUUUUAGCUGACAGGUUUUCUUCAACAUUAACAAACAAAGGUAAUAAAGGGGACAGUGGAGAUUGUGUCUGCAGCGUCUAUGGUUUUAAAAUGCUCGUAGAACCCUCAUAAGUCAAAGCACCAUUUUUAAUGUACAUUAAUGUAACACCAUUAUACCAGUUAUAGAGAAUUAUGCUGCCUGUCACUGCAUAAAACAAUAGAAACAGACAGAAGUUAGGUUAAGAACUUUUAAGGUUAAACAGAAGUGUCUUAAAGUUAGAACAGAAUUUAGUCUAGUUAGGAUGUUUCUGUAAUACUGUUUUGUUAUCUGGACUUGGCUGAGAUUAUGAACUUAAGAACUGGUGUUCUGUAUUAGCUUCUUACCUAAAUUCAGUUCUACCUGAAGCUGUCAUGGUGACUGAACAGAGAAAAUGAGUUAGGAAGCUUUUGUAAAACAGCUCUAGGCUCCUGUCUCUUUGAAUACGGAGAGACCUAAAUACUCAAAACUGAAGGUCAAAUGACGUUUAAAAACAUAUUUGAAGUCACUGGUAAAAUCUGACAACAGUAGUUUGUAGCUUGUCUGAGAAAAGUUCUGGCUACUGCGCUUAUGCAGAUCUCGACAGUUGUUGGGGCGUAAAGCCCUUUCCCAUUCAUAUUUCAACCAGUGACCAGUCUCCUCCUUUAUAACAUCUCUGGCUAUACACUCAACAAACACACUAAAUUUCAGCUUUCACUCAAACCAAAGUCUCUUAACUUUGUGCUCUUCUGUUAUUUUAGCAUCAGUUAGCUGUUGUUGAUGUUGAAAUAACGUAUAGAUGAGACGGUACAAAAGCCACAUAAAUGCUUUAACGUAACUUGGGAUACUUUUAUGAAAUAUAUAGGUACUGCCCAACCCUACUGUUUAUAAAGUAAUUGCAACCUCACAGUCUUCCAUCAACACAAGAUUCCACUUUGAUCUGCAACAGUACAGAAUGUGCUGCCUGUCGGGAACAUUGGAGCUGCACAUCAUAUCUGUUUCUUUAUGAUCAAGUUACCAGGGUCAGCUUCACAACCUGUCAAACUGUACAAAAACAGAAUAAACUGAACUCUGAUUGGACGUAAAUAUGUAAUUCAUUUACAUACGCAGCGCCCUGGUCUAGAGGCACAUGCAGAAAACGCCAUAACAGUCAUUUUCUGUGCUUAAUUAUGGUUGAAUGUUUGAGGUCUUUUCACAUAAAAUAACCUUUUUACAGAUUAAAUGCACUGAAACCUUCA
Pygocentrus nattereri (red-bellied piranha) is the source of this 4626-nucleotide messenger RNA. RefSeq names its product microtubule-associated protein 9 (gene map9). The transcript has 14 exons. Gene Ontology annotation, biological process: mitotic spindle assembly; regulation of mitotic cytokinesis; mitotic cytokinesis. NCBI's taxonomy places the organism in Eukaryota, Metazoa, Chordata, Actinopteri, Characiformes, Serrasalmidae. The coding region runs from base 218 to 2275 and encodes 685 amino acids. Gene Ontology annotation, cellular component: astral microtubule. Gene Ontology annotation, molecular function: microtubule binding. The record is from RefSeq and is a predicted model, not a curated record.